GCUGCCUUCCAAGCAGUUGACCCGGGUUCGAUUCCCGGCCAACGCAAACUUGUUACACUUUUACAAAAGAAGAUUUUAAUCCCUACAUGACCAUAGGUUUCUUCCGGAGUCAAUCAAACCUAUGUCUCAUUCCUGAAUGGCAGCCCCUGCCAUUCCAGCCCCAGACACCAGCAGCUCAGACCACUUAUUCACGCUGAACCCGCAGCCCCCUGGAUAUUGUGGAAUGAAGCUGUCUAGGGUGAUUGCCUAGGGCUGCAGCCAAAUUCCUGGAGGUCUCCAGAGCCAUCUGGAGCGGACCUGGCUGAAAACCCGCCUCCAGCCCUGGCCGGUUCCUGGCCCGAUGCUCUGGGAGGCCAGAUGUGGGGAAGAGGAGAGCUCAUGGGGUGGCUGUUCCAAUCACGUGCUGGUGUCCCGCGGCUCUAGGCGGGGGCAGCAGCUGCCUAACUAGGAUCAGUGAAUCCACGCAGCCAAGUCUAGUCGCUGACCACAGAGACCGGCCCUGGCCCUGUUAGCCCGUCUCUCAGCUCAGGUGGGAAGCCAGCCCCGCCCUAGAAGUGGCGGCAUCUCAGCACCGGGCGAGGGGGUCCCUCGGUAACCAGCUACCCCACUAUGAAGUGAUUGAUUGUUGCCUAGGAGACGGACCUGCCAGAGGAGAUGCCAGGUGCACUGGAGCUGGGGCAGGGCAGCUGGGACCCCAGUAGGGGUUGCGGGAGACUGGGUCCUCCCCUGAGGGAUCAGAGCUCUGAAGAGAGUAGAAGUAACCUCCCACCCUGUGUUACUCGGAAAGGCUGGAGCUCCCCGAAGCUGGUGCCCCCUAUUGGCCGCAGCUCCCAGGGAUUGUUCCUGCAACACCUGGCCCAAGAGGAAGUACUGCGGGAGAAGCGAUCAGUCCCCAAGGGGAAGAAGUCACGGCGCCAGAAACUUGUAGCGUCCCAAGCUGCUGCUGCACACUAUGAAGUGCGAGCUGCUGAGGACCGAGCUGGGAUCUAUUCAGGGUCUGAUGGGACGAUCCAGGGCUGGGCAGAGACGCAGCUCAAUGUGACAAGCCCCUUGACUUACAAUCCAGCCAAAGGAGAAUUUGCCGUAGUCCGGAGAGGCCUGUACUACCUAUACUGCCAGGUGCAUUUCAACGAGGGCCGGACCGUGUACAUGAAGCUGGACGUGGUGGUGGACGGGGUGCUGGCACUGCGCUGCCUGGAGCAAUUCCCCCCAACCAGUGCUGGCCCACAUGACCCUGAGCUGCGGGUCUGCCAGGUCUCUGGACUGCUGCUGCUCCAGCCACCCUCCAUCCUGAGCAUCCGCACCAUCCCCAAUGUGAGGCUGAAGGCCGAGCGCUACCUCACCUUCUUCGGGCUCUUCCAGAACUCAGGCGCCCUGGCUCCCCGCCCACCCUCUGCUAAGAUCAACCGGCCCCCACCGCCUCCCAGAGCCGGGGAGGGAACCCAGGCCGCCCCCCGGGCCCCUGCACAUUGUGUAACUGCCCUGCAGGUCUGGGAGUCCGGGGAGCCAGGCCUGCUCCUGGGGACCCUGUUGCGGCAAAGAGGGAAGAGGUUCUCCGAGAACUCAAGGGACCAGGACCAGCGACAGCCACAUAGGAAACGAUCGGUUCUGCAUCUGGCCCCCAGCCACUGCUCCACCAAUGACGAAGGGGACAUGACUGAGAUCUGGUGGCAGCCUUUCCUGCAGCAGGGCCAGGCACUGGAAAUCAGUGGCCCAGACAUCACUGUGAAGAAGACGGGUUUGUACCUCAUCUACAGCCAGGUGCUGUUCCAUGACCCUACAUUCACCAUGGGGCAGGUGCUGUGGCGGGCACCACUCGGAGGCCCGGGGCAGAUCCUGCUGCGCUGUGUGCAGAGCAUGCCCCGUGAGCUGGAGCAAGCCUACAACAGUUGUUACAGCGCAGGUGUUUUCCAACUCCAGCGCGGAGACCGACUAAGCCUUCGCAUCCCUCGAGCCAAUGCAUCCCUGGACCUUAGCCCCCAUGGGACCUUCCUGGGCCUAUUCCGCCUGUAGGGCCCACCCAUGAGACCCAGGCAUCCAGAGAGCUGCAGAGGGAUUUGGCCAGGAUGGGCAGAACUUAGACACUGGUGUCCAGGGAGCUGCAGAGGAAUUCAGCCACCAGAGAUUCAGGAGCCAAACCUCCCAUCAGGAGUGUGUGAAAGGGGUUCAUCACCAGAGGGCAGCAGAACUCCACCCUGGCCAACAGGGGCCGCUGACAAGCACACCUGCCCUGAAACAAACCAAUACAACUAAGGAAACUCCAGGCAAAAAAAAACUUUGUGAAGGUUGCAAAUGGAGUUUGCAUCAUGGAGGCCUUUGAACAAUCCUGGCAACGGUGGGGCUGGAGGCCAGAACUUCUGGGACCUGAGAAGGGAGUGGGGACUAGAAGUGGGGCAGGGGAGGAGGGAGGCUUGGAGCCAGGACUCCUGGGUUCUCAUCUGGCUUUUGUACAAAAUCCAAGGCCACAGAGAUGCCUGGCAGCCACAUGGGUACAGCACAAACAGUGCUAGCCCAGGUGGCUUGACCAGCCUGGAAGGAAGCCAGGCAUCUGGGAAGUAGCUGAGGAACUGGGCUGGUUUGUAAGAAAGGGACCCAGGCAUCUGGGGAGCUGCUGAGGGACUCAGGCAUCCUGAGGGAAAGGAUCCAGGCAGCUGUGGAGGGACUCAGCCGGCCUGGGAGAAAGGGACUCAAGCAUCCGGAGAGCUGCAGUGGCACCUUAGAAGAUCCCCCCACCCCCACUGUUACAGUCCCAGGUUGGAGCUGGGACUGGGGGGCUCUCUCCUGUUGGCUUGUUACCUGCUAAUAAAACAAUUAUUGCACGUUA
Pelodiscus sinensis (Chinese soft-shelled turtle) is the source of this 2824-nucleotide messenger RNA. NCBI's taxonomy places the organism in Eukaryota, Metazoa, Chordata, Testudines, Trionychidae. The record is from RefSeq and is a predicted model, not a curated record.